UCCAGAUCCUCAGCAGAACAGUCCACUCCUGACACCAUGUGCUACUACGGCAGCUACUAUGGUGGCCUGGGCUGUGGCUAUGGCUGUGGCUGUGGCUAUGGUGGCUAUGGUGGCUAUGGUGGCUAUGGUUAUGGCUGUUGCUGCCCCCUAUGCUGUAGAAGAUACUGGUCCUAUGGCUUCUACUGAGGAGGUUCCAUAGCUUCCCGGCUACUGGUUAUAACCUGCUGACUUCCUGGAAUUUUCUUCAUAUGAUAAAUUUUAAAUAACUUUAAAAAACCAACAACAUUCUACAAUAUAAGUAAAUCAAAAAUAUGCAACAUGUUUUUUUGACCCAUUGGCAUCCAUUAAUUAAAUAAUGGCAUAGGUCAGAGCACAGUUUUAGUAUUACUUUUAUAAUGCUAUAUAAAAUGUAAUGCAAUUAAACCCUUAAGUUGUGUAAACAAAUUUAUUAUUAAAUAAAC
Cavia porcellus (domestic guinea pig) is the source of this 461-nucleotide messenger RNA. RefSeq names its product keratin-associated protein 20-2-like. The record is from RefSeq and is a predicted model, not a curated record. NCBI's taxonomy places the organism in Eukaryota, Metazoa, Chordata, Mammalia, Rodentia, Caviidae. The transcript has a single exon. Bases 37 to 186 code for a protein of 49 amino acids.